CAUUUUUACGACUUGUCGUGAAAAUAAUUUAUCUUCUGAAAUUAUCCCGUCCGAAAAGACGUUCCACGCCUCGAAAUAAUCGCGAUUUGCCGCGUAGAAAUAUCGAUACAUUUCGCGCGAAUAUAUCGGUCGCGGUUCGGUUUAUAUUGGAGUGAUUAGCGAUCGAAUUGAAACCGUCAAUACAGUUCGAUUGGCGCGCUUAAACGGUUCGAUUGGAAUUGGAUUAUUGAUUUUUUUUUCGCAGUGUUUGAGCGGCAUUUCGUUCCACAGGGAGCUCCUUUCUGGCCGAUACGAUGAGGCACGUUUGCUUCGUGAUGCUCGUUUUAUGCGCCGCACAACUAGCAAAAGCCGCCCCCUCGCCCGCCGCCCUCCUCGAAUGCCUCAGCGACGAUUGCGACAUCGACUCGGGCCCCGUAUGCGCCAUAGAUGAGUCCGGGUCACCGCAGACCUUCAACAACAGAUGCACCGCCAGAUUGGCCUUCUGCAGAUUCGGCUCCUUUUUUGCGGAGGUGAAGCCGGGCGAAUGCUGACACGAGUCUUCGGCGAUUUUGUAUAGCUAAUAAAAUUUCCCUUUGUAUAUUUCUCUGCGAUUUUCCAGUAUUGUUUCCUGGUGGAAGUGAAUUUCCUUUUCCCUAAAUUACCCGAGAGAAAAUUAUUUAUUGACUAAUUUUAUUUAUGUUCGCGCCGGUACGUUUUUUUUUUCUUGUUAAAUUAUUUUUUGUACUGUUAUACGAGGAAUGGAAUAAUUAUCUAGUAGAUUGUAACUACAAUGUAGAUUUUUUUAAUUAUAAUUGAUUGAUUAAUAAUUAAUUAAUGCGCUUCAGUAUGAUUAACAUGUAAGAUUGUUUGUAAAAAAAUAUAUGAAAUGAUAAAGCAACGACACA
Phyllotreta striolata is the source of this 884-nucleotide messenger RNA. The record is from the annotation of a GenBank genome assembly. Lineage: Eukaryota; Metazoa; Arthropoda; Insecta; Coleoptera; Chrysomelidae.